AUGCUUGAUUUUUUGACUAUUUUCAACCCGAAAUUUAGUAAAGAUGAGUUUGACACUCACAAACAACUACUUCUUUACCACACAUUUCAAGAGGGCCAGGAGUAUUCUAGCAAUGAAAAACUUUCUCAGAUCGGUAUAAUUCAGGCGGUGUGGUCUUUUUCAAAGUCGUUCGAGAACUCAAACGGUGUCGAAAGAAAUGUAAUAGGAUUGGAAGAUAAAAAGAUCUACAGCCUGCUGGUUGAGGGAGAAUUCUUUGUGAGUCUGGCUUGUUCGAGUAGCGAGAAGGAAAUGGUUGGGGUCGAAAAUCAUUACUUCUCGAAUUUGUGUCGCUGUUAUGAUACUUUUGUCCUUCAUCAUGGGUUAUGGAAAUCUUUUGCAAAUCAGCAUGACCUGACGGAUCGCUUAAAUGAGCAUUUCAUACCUUUCUGGAAAGAUGUGGAUCUGCUCCCACACUUGCUUAUUUCGAAUGGACUCCUCGAUUUUUGGUCGUCUGGGUUCAAGGUUGCGGAUCUCGCAGACUGCGAAAAUGCAUCCAAAUGGGAAACUGACAUGACCCAGCAAGUUCUUCUCGAUGACACGAGUUUUCUGGGGCUCAAAGAUGCUUUGAUAUAUCAUCUACCUCCUCAAACUGCUCACAAGGGCUUUAAAAACUACGGGUUUGUUCGGAACUUUACCACAGAUUUUGACUCCUUACCCCAAAUUUCGAACUGGAUUCAUCAAAUGAAUACGGUAUAUGGGCGUCUCUCCAGCCAUGUCAUUGCGGGCAAUGCACAUCUCAAAGGAGUCGCCGUUGAGGAAGGCGAGGAAGACGACCAUGGUGCGAACGUAUCCCCCGCCGAUCUCCAGACCUCCAUCAUCAGCCAUAGUAAAAAUGUUUUGCAUAAUUUGACACUUCCGAUAUCAUUUGCGUACGAUACCAUACAAGAGGUGGGUAAUAUGACCGGGGUUUCUAAUAGCAUGUCACUUUUGACAAGCUACAUUCCAGACUGGUCUUGGUAUUCACAGUCUUCCGGUUCAGCAAGCGGUUUUAAAUCAAGAAGCGGAUUUUUGAUUUCACCUUUGUCACCAGCAUUUCUUCCAGACUCAUACAAAGUCAAACAGCUGCAUUUAUCGUUUCACGGUCAGAGUGAUAUAUACAACACCAUCUUUUGGUACUACGACGACAUUCUGGUAGUUCUCAUCUUCAAACCUGAUUUUGCAAAAAUACGAGACAGAGAAUACUUGAAUGACCUCAGUUACAAGUUGAGCUUGAUUUCGAAAGAACUUUACGAAACGCAAUUGAUUCCGGAUACUAGCCACACAGAUGAUUUCUGCUAUGCGCUUUACACAAAAUCGUCCUCUCAGAUUCGGUCUUCUUUUCCCCUGUGUCAAAUGAGUGAUUCAGAGGACGCCUCUGCACUAGAGCUGGCGGUGAACGGACUUGAUCAAUUUCUGACUGCUAGCAUCAACAGAAAAUCGUCGGUAGCCACGAUAACGGUUGAUCAUACGCCGUUUGCAGCGGAGGACGAUGGAACCGGAAGCGCAUGGGGCCUAGGAUUGAUGGGUCAAUUUCUCCAGCCCCGUAAACCAAACGAUAACAAAAAAACAGUUGCGGACACUUUUCUUGACAGCAUGCCCUUUGAGAAAUUAUCUCAGCUGCAUCAAGAUGUUAUGCUGUUUCUACAUGCGCUGAGAACGACGAAAAAGGCCUCGGACGUGAGGGAAGAAAAGCUGAUAAGACUAAACAAUGGAGUUUUGUGUUUCAUUUCCGAGGACAUUGAGAAGGUCGCCGUUGUUGUGGAAAACUGGUUUAAUCCUAAGCAUAAAUUCAAACCAAAUUCGUGUGAAAGUUCUGGCCUUAUUGAUCAGAUGAAACUCGAAGCGCGAAAAUGGUACAACAAUAACGCCUCCUGA
Lachancea mirantina is the source of this 1893-nucleotide messenger RNA. The record is from the annotation of a GenBank genome assembly. Lineage: Eukaryota; Fungi; Ascomycota; Saccharomycetes; Saccharomycetales; Saccharomycetaceae.